AUGUCAUCAACUAGUUACAAAACAAUUCACACAUCAUCAUCGUUAUCGUUAUCAUCAUCAUUUAUACCUGCUGAGUGUGAUAUAUUGGAUACAAGAAAAGACUCAAAUGUUCUUGCAUCAGGUAGUCAAUAUUUUUUUUUCGAAGAAGUAAUACCAGCCGUAUCAUCUGAAGAAGAAAAUGAUACACGAAAGAAUCUACAAUUGAAGUUUACACCGGUACCAACAGGAGGUGUUAAUUCGAAAAAACGUUCAGUAGCACGAAAAAAGAUACCAAUUCCUAAGCGUUUACAAUUUUCUACCAAUGAUAAUGAUGAUGAUGCACGUGAAGGUCAACACAUGGAUUUACAACCAUUACUGAACCACAUUCCAAUUGCUCUUGAAAACGAUGAUGAACCUGUCAAUAUCGAUAAUGAACAAUAUAACGGUCAAGAUUCAACAUAUACCAGAAGUGAUGGUACUGUAAUUGAACUAUUAUCAGUACAUGGCACCAAACAAAAUACAAUUAAAUUUGCUCUUAACUUAAUAGAUUUAGUAUUUGUAGACAAGCAAGAUUUUCAAAAUAUUAAUGUGAAACAAGCAGAUAAUGAUCUACGAAUCAAAGCCAUUUAUAAUGCAGUCAAGCAGAAGUUUGGUUAUUCGUCAGAAGAAAUGUCCAUCGUUUGGCCUCCAAUGCACGAGUCUAUUUUAAGCAAGCGUCGUAACCAGCAAAAGAAGCUGAACUCAAGUACAAAUACAAGUGAAAUAUUAUAA
Rotaria socialis is the source of this 750-nucleotide messenger RNA. The record is from the annotation of a GenBank genome assembly. NCBI's taxonomy places the organism in Eukaryota, Metazoa, Rotifera, Eurotatoria, Philodinida, Philodinidae.